AUUAAGUGCAACUUUUCGCUGUGAUUUACUUUUAAAAAAAAAGAAAAUUCUUUUAAGACUUUUUUCUUUUUUGUGUGAUAAUGGUUACAAGUGGCACGGAAAACAACUUAAUUGCAAAUACAACAAAUUCAGCGACAUAUCUAUCCAAUACCGUCAAGGGUCGGACAUCAUGGAACAUCAAAACGACGACUUUGGCUAAAAAGACAAUUAAUCGUAUACGCGGCAUCGUCGAAUCAUUGAAAAUCUCUCCAAAUCCUGAAAAACCAAUGAUACCGCUAACUAUUGGUGAUCCAACUACAUUUGGAAAUCUUAAGGCCUCGUCAGAGACAAUGAAGGCUGUGUUGGAGGCUGUUGAGAGUGGCAAAUACAAUGGCUAUGCUCAUAGUCAGGGUCAUGAGGCCGCUCGUCGUGCCAUUGCUAAAUAUAGUGCUCAUCAGAGUUCGGAAGAAAUCAAGACAGAAAAUAUUUUCAUUACUAGCGGUUGUUCAUCGGCCCUGGAAUAUUGCAUAUUAGCUUUAGCAGAACGUGGACAGAAUGUUCUAUUACCACGUCCUGGUUUCUGUUUAUAUCAAACUUUAGUCGAAGGCCUAAACAUUGAGGUUCGCUAUUAUGACUUGUUGCCCGAGAAGCAAUGGCAAGCCGAUCUUCAACAAUUGGAAUCAAUGAUUGAUGAUAAUACGGCCGCUUUAUUAAUAAAUAAUCCUAGUAAUCCGUGCGGUAGUGUAUUUAGCAAAGAACACUUAGAAAAUAUAUUAAACAUCUGCGAGAAAUACUAUCUACCUAUAAUAGCCGACGAGAUUUAUGAGCAUUUCGUAUUUCCCGGUUCGCAGCAUAUAGCGGUUAGCAGCUUGUCUCGUAACGUGCCGGUACUUUCAUGUGGCGGUUUAACGAAACGCUUCUUAGUGCCCGGGUGGCGUACUGGUUGGAUUAUUGUACAUGAUCGUGGAAAUCGUUUAGUCGAAGUGACUGCCGGCCUACGUAACAUGUGUUGUCGUAUUUUAGGUUCGAAUACUUUAGUUCAAGGUGCCAUACCUGCUAUACUAGAGAACACUCCGCAGGUCUAUUUCGAUGAGGUUAUAGAUAUUUUACAUGAAAAUGCUAAGCUUACGUACAAUAUGCUAAAGCAAAUACGCGGUCUUAAUCCUAUUAUGCCUAAUGGGGCCAUGUACAUGAUGGUUGGUGUGAAUAUUGAUAAAUUUCCUGAAUUCAAAGAUGAUUUACAUUUUGUUCAAGAAAUGGUUAAUGAACAGAGUGUCUUUUGUUUGCCGGGCAGCUGCUUUGAGUAUCCGAAUUACAUGCGCAUUGUGUUAACAGUGCCUCGCGAAAUGCUCGAGGAGGCUUGUUCACGCAUAACUCAAUUCUGUGAAGCUCACUACAAAGUUGACAACAGCAUCAUUGAAAGCAACUUAUUAAACGAAACGUACUGAGUUAAGCGCAAAAAAAUGUUAUUAUUUCUAGUGUAGCAUAUAGCGUGUGUAGAUAUAUUCUCUUGUUCUUCUAACUUUUAUUUCACGCAUUUAUUAUCAUUGUAGUCGCCUGGUCAAUAAUUUCAAUUAAGGACACUUAAUAUGAAAUUUAAAAUAAAUUCUAAAAAUAAAUUUUUUUAAUAUUCA
This is a messenger RNA of Glossina fuscipes, 1613 nucleotides long. It is a transcript of the gene Tat, whose product is annotated as tyrosine aminotransferase. Gene Ontology annotation, molecular function: L-tyrosine:2-oxoglutarate transaminase activity; pyridoxal phosphate binding. The coding region runs from base 81 to 1427 and encodes 448 amino acids. Lineage: Eukaryota; Metazoa; Arthropoda; Insecta; Diptera; Glossinidae. Gene Ontology annotation, biological process: aromatic amino acid metabolic process; biosynthetic process. The transcript is spliced from 3 exons. The record is from RefSeq and is a predicted model, not a curated record.